Molecule: messenger RNA, 5386 nt
Organism: Periophthalmus magnuspinnatus
Lineage: Eukaryota; Metazoa; Chordata; Actinopteri; Gobiiformes; Gobiidae
Gene: kcnab2a
Product: potassium voltage-gated channel subfamily A regulatory beta subunit 2a
Exons: 16
Coding region: 156-1259 (367 amino acids)
Biological process (GO): potassium ion transport; transmembrane transport; regulation of action potential
Cellular component (GO): cytoplasm; voltage-gated potassium channel complex; juxtaparanode region of axon
Molecular function (GO): voltage-gated potassium channel activity; potassium channel regulator activity; transmembrane transporter binding
Source: RefSeq, a predicted model, not a curated record
GGGGCGCAGCUGCAACGCGUGGUGGGUCUGACGAGCAACAAAAUCCAGAGGGUUUUGACAGUGAAAGGAAGCAGUGUAUCGCCAUAAGGGGCGUUGAGAGGUGCUAGUGUGUGUGGUCCUGCUGAAGUGGCCCUGCCCCCCUCCCUCCUGCCCCCAUGUAUCCUGAAUCCACCACCGACUCCCCCGCGCGCCUCUCCCUCCGACAGACCGGCUCUCCGGGCAUGAUCUACAGUGCUCGUUAUGGGAGCCCCAAACGGCAGCUGCAGUUCUACAGAAACCUUGGAAAGUCGGGCCUGAGGGUGUCCUGCCUGGGAUUAGGAACAUGGGUCACAUUCGGAGGGCAGAUAACAGAUGAGAUGGCGGAGCAGCUGAUGACUCUGGCCUAUGAAAACGGCAUCAAUCUGUUUGACACAGCCGAGGUCUACGCGGCUGGAAAGGCAGAGGUAGUGCUUGGGAACAUCAUAAAGAAGAAAGGAUGGAGGCGUUCAAGUUUGGUCAUAACAACAAAGAUUUUCUGGGGUGGGAAAGCUGAGACUGAAAGAGGUUUAUCCCGAAAACACAUUAUAGAAGGUUUAAAGGCAUCUUUAGAAAGACUCCAGUUGGACUACGUGGACGUGGUUUUUGCAAAUAGACCGGAUCCCAACACGCCUAUGGAAGAAACGGUCCGAGCAAUGACCCAUGUGAUAAAUCAAGGCAUGGCUAUGUAUUGGGGCACGUCUCGCUGGAGCCCCAUGGAGAUAAUGGAAGCCUAUUCUGUGGCGCGGCAGUUCAACCAGAUCCCUCCCAUCUGCGAACAGGCCGAGUACCACAUGUUCCAGAGAGAGAAGGUGGAGGUGCAGCUACCGGAGCUCUUCCACAAGAUCGGUGUAGGGGCCAUGACCUGGUCUCCUCUGGCAUGUGGAAUUAUCUCAGGGAAAUACGACGGCAGGGUCCCUCCGUACUCUCGAGCAUCUCUGAAGGGCUACCAGUGGUUGAAGGACAAGAUCCUGAGCGAGGAAGGCCGGCGUCAGCAGGCGAAGUUGAAAGAGCUGCAGGCUAUCGCGGAGCGGCUGGGCUGCACACUGCCCCAACUGGCCAUCGCGUGGUGCCUACGUAACGAGGGGGUGAGCUCUGUGCUUUUAGGAGCCUCCAACACGGACCAGCUCAUGGAGAACAUAGGAGCGAUACAGGUUCUUCCAAAGUUGUCAUCGGCCAUCACACAUGAAAUCGACAGUAUCUUGGGGAACAAGCCGUACAGUAAAAAGGACUACCGCUCCUAACCCCACAGGCUCCGCCCGGCAGGGCUGCACCGGGCUGCACUGCAGCGCCCACCUUUGCCUGAUCCUCUGUUUGCUUGAGCUUUUACUGAAUGAGACCCUGGCGCAUGAGUGUGGCACAUGGGCCACCCAGGGCUCCUCAUCUAGAGUUACAGGGAAAAGAAAAGGGAAAAUCAUCACCUCCAGAAGGACACCAGACUGUGAGAGCUGCUAGGGAAACGCGCUCGUAUUUAAAUCAGUAACAUUCAAAGUCAGCUGGAAGUAUUAAAACUGUAGAGAAAAUACAUUUAAAAAAAGAAGCACACGCUUGCUCGGCAUUCAGAUUUGUUUUUGCUUUUUAUUUUUGAAAAAAAAAAAAGAAUGCAACUUAAUGGAGGAUUACUGUAGUUCAUUCUGUAUGAAAUACAACGGUACUCAGUUGCACAUGUACCAGAGCCAUGCAUUUGUUCCUGGGACGUUCUGUUUACAAACACCUGUGUACUGUAAGUCUCAGUCCAACUCUUUGUGUUGUCUCCACAGUCAGUGUAGGUGCCCCCUGGUGGGCCAACAGUCAGCACUUUAGUCUGUAGUGAUUUGUUGAGGACAGAAUGGAUCUUUCAGUAGUAUUAGAUCGCAGCCAUUGCACUAGAGGAUCGCCUCCCACUAAGCCCCUCCCCUCUGACCACACCCAUAACCUCGCCCACCCUGACUGUGCAAUGGGUGAUGAAUGAGGCUGCUCACUAAAACUGAACUUAUAAAGUUAUAUGGUCUUUAGGAGCAGAGUAAUCGCUGAAAAACAAUAUAUUUAUUCAUCCCUGUCCAUAGAAGUGCUACACUGUGUAUCUGCCUCUGCUUAGGUGUCCCUGAACACCACAUGUCAGCGCAGGCUUCUACAUCUCAUGGACGACUUUUCUUGAUCAACUUCUGCAAGUAUUUUGCCUUAUUUUCUUUUGCCUCAGACUGUGCUGUGAGCUCCAGCGUAGAAGGCCAUCAGAGGUUCCUCUGUGCUGCACUCCCCAGUCGAAGCAGAAACUAGUGCAGGUGUUAUUGUCCAGUAGGUGGCGCUGUUCUCGGCAGCAGCUCUGGGAAUGAAACAGUUUGGUCUGAAAUGUUUCCCUAUCACCUGGAUCCUUCCUCAGGCUGUAAAAACAUAUGUUAUAUUUCAAAUACAAAACCAAUAAUUGAUUUGAUGAUGCGCUCAGGACAGGCUGUAAAUCUAAUAUAUUAUUCAAAUUUAAUUCCAAAAAUAUUGGAAUCACAAAAUAUGUCUUUUACCUGAAAAUGUGUCCUAAUUAAGUAUAUUGAUUUUAAAUACCUCUAUUUGGCAGAACAAAAGUGGAAAAUUACCUUAUAGUAAUUUAAAAAGUGCAAUUCUAUUUUUAUCUAACACAAUCUUGUUUGUGUUAAAUAAAUCAAAGAGCAUUUCGUAGUAUAACAUUUGGUCCAUAACUUUGCACUGUUUUUCAUUUACAUUAGUUUCGUAUGUUAAUCUGGACAUUUUAAGAGUCAUUGAGUUGAGACCUACAAAGGAGGGAUCCAGGUGCCAUGGAAACGUGUUUAGUCAACUGUAGUGCAUAAAUGGUCCGGAGGUGGUGCUGACACUGGGGAGGACCUGUGAAACUUUAGUGAGGCUCGAGCCAAAGAUUUCUGAGUGUGUUUUCACUCACUUCUGCAAGGUUACAUAGUCUAAACUCAUCUUGGCGCAUGUUUUGUCCAGCUCGCUAUGUAUCUACUGUAUGGACUCCACGUAUAUCUUAACUUGAUCAUGCUGUAAUACUAUUAAAGAUAAGGCCUCAUAUACACAACGCAUAGUGCUGAUAAUUGCUUUAGGUUGAUAAGGAGUGUCUCAGGCAGCGGGCAGCCUGGGACAUACCACAUGCGUCUUCAGUGAAUGGGUUUACAUGCACUGGUAUGUUCUGGUUUGGACUAGUUUGGAGUUUAGUUUUUAGUUUAAGUUUUCAACCACGUUUAAGUGUAUUUCAUCGUAGUUUCGGUGUUUCACUUCCUAUUUGAAUUUCUAAUUUCCAAAUUUUCCCCAUAAUUUUGUCUGAAUUACAAUAUUUUUAUCCUCCACAAAUGUCUGACUUAAACUUUUCUGACUCAAAUUAAUGCAAUAAAAAUGUUUCUUCAGGAUUUUUUUUUUUUUUUCAAGAUUUGCAUAUUCAAAAGUAUCUAAAAAUUGACAGAACUUUUUACGUCUAAUCCCAAUUUGUCCUUUCUUGUCUUAAUUUCUCAAGAAUUUUAAGAUUAAUGUUAGAACCUGUCCCAAAAGCUUUUCUUACUUUUUGUUUUAAAUGCAUGUUGUUGCCACUAUCACCAUAAUCAUACUUCUGUUCAUAACCAGGUCAUAACUUAAGUGCACGUAAACCUUUCCAAACCUAACUGUGAUCAAAGCACAAGCAGCAUGUGACCAUUCAAACGCAUGGAUCUUUUUCAUUACAAUACCCACAAGACUACGACGCUCCUCCGCUUACUAACACGUCUAUUAACCAGGCUUAAGUAACAACUGCGAACUACAACAACAACAACAAGAAAAAAAAAGACUAUUCAAGUGUUACUUUAGUGUGAAUGGACUGCGUGAGCUAAGAAUUAUGGGAACUCAAAAUGGACGUCACUGUGUGGGCUUUGUUCCUCUCGUGGUCCAACUUUUCCUGGUGACUUUCAAGCAACCGCCAAGUGAUCCGUGUUAUGUGUGCGUAACUGCUUAGGUCAAUGUAUUAGUUGAUUCUCGUGUACUUUUUUUCUGUUUAUUUUUGCAGUGUCUUUUACGUCUGGGUGAUAAAAGUGUGCAAGCCAAUGAUGUUUUUCUUGUAAGGAGAAAAAAUCUGAAAACAUGUUAAGUCUGUUCAGUUUGUGUGUCUUAAUAUUCUCAUCAGGGACAGUAGAGAAAAAGUCACUUCACUCGAGACUUAAAAGUAUCGCUGUGCAUUUUGCUCGACCAUCAGUGUUAUCUCGCGGCGGACGUCUGAAUGUACGGGCCGGAGGGACAAGGAGUCUGCUGAGGUUAGAACUAAACAACACCUCUACAUUUACUCUAACUAUAACCAAACAGUAUUACACAAGAGACAUAAUUAGAGGAAUUACUCAUGAGAAAAAAAGUAUUUGGGGGAAGUUUCACUGUACUUAUUAAGAGGAACUCACUCUGGACAUAACAUUUGAUUUAAAAUUUGAUAUUUGGAAAGACAAAACAUUAAUAACUCAUCAGCACUCAUCUGGUAUUUUCAAAGAGUAGACCACAAAGAUUGAAUCAUUAAAUUAAAUCAUAUUUGAAGGAGCGUUGCAGCAGUGGGAGACAGUGAGAAGAGUGAGAAACAUUUUUACUUAAAUAUGAGUAAUGUUACACUGUAAAUAUAUUGCUAAUGUUUGAGUAAAAGUAUCAUCUCUAGAAACGUUUCCGUGAAGUACAAUUAUCUUAAAAAUGUGCUCAAGCUGUAACUGAGUACUAUUUGAAUGCAGUUGUAUGUUGAAUGCACUGCGGUCUCUUCAGUAAGUUAGUUUGAUUUUAUUUAAUUGGCAGUGAGAGUUUGACCCUUCAUUCAGUACAGACUGUCCUUCUGGCCUCUACGUUCCACACAUCAGCCGCUCUCUCACACUGUGCUAGCCUGACCGUGCUAUUGGGAGGUUAACGCACAAUGUAAAACCAAUGAUGACAGGCUUCAUCAUAAUAAAAGACUGAAUAUUAGAGUUAUAAAAAUAUGCUUUAAGAGGUCUUAGCUUCAUCUUAAGUAUUGAGUUGUGGAGUGAAACAGACCCAUAGAGGGAUAGAGAUUAUUUUCCAGAAGGAUCUACAUUUAAAAAAAAAAAAAGAGUAUAUUUUUAUGUUUUGCAGUACAGAAAAUAUCUGUUUUUAUUUUUUCGUUAUGCAUUUUUCCUAUCAGUAUUGUAAAAUUCUUAAGACUGACUGAAGAAGCUGUUUCUUUGUGUUAUGUAUGGGAAAGGUUGUAGUGAAUGCAGUUGCAGACUAACUUCAUCUCAGUCUGCCGUGUACAUAUCUUUGUAAAUAUUUCCGGUUGUGAUCACCUCGGCCUUUUUUAAUUUUCUUUUGCAGGCAUUGCUAUCUGCACUGUGCUUGGUCUGACUUUAGACAGGAUGUACAGCUUCAAUCUCCAAAUGAAAAAUUGAAAAAAUGAUAAAAAUCAGAAUGGUAAAAC